Messenger RNA from Echinostoma caproni, 261 nucleotides. The record is from the annotation of a GenBank genome assembly. NCBI's taxonomy places the organism in Eukaryota, Metazoa, Platyhelminthes, Trematoda, Plagiorchiida, Echinostomatidae.
AUGUCAUCGUCUGACCGCCGCGCCGCUUCUUCCAGCCUUGCCCGGCACGUGCAAAGAGAGCACGGAAAGGAAGUCGAUGGGCAGGCAUACGCAAUACGUGACCCAGCCAUCGGAGGCGGUGUAGAGCGAUUGCUUCUGUUAGAGGGCGACUAUCUGCACCAAACACCCGACGACGAACCUCGUCAUUGCUCACCCGGUGUUCCCACCAGACACGAGCAAUGCUUCGGAGACAUCGGUGAUCAAACACAGAAAGUCGAUUAG